Molecule: messenger RNA, 1731 nt
Organism: Lolium perenne
Lineage: Eukaryota; Viridiplantae; Streptophyta; Magnoliopsida; Poales; Poaceae
Molecular function (GO): protein binding
Source: RefSeq, a predicted model, not a curated record
ACGAGCGGGGUUUGAGGAGAUAAAGGAAGAGUCAGUUACCACGUUAACAAAGGUACUCUUGGAAACUCUCUCCACCGCUGGGUUCUCCGUAAUCAACGAGCCAAGACGUUUACACCUCAAUUAACAGAAUGGAGGAAACCGAUCAAAGCAGUGCAUCCAAGUCCAUACGUGUCUUCUGAACCAACCAACGCCCGUGGAGCCUCCAACAAACGCAUCCGUCUUUGCCAAAGCGAUCAAGACGACGAGAUCAUCCAUGGAGGAUCUGACGCGGCUGCUACCUCCCGACGUGCUCGCCGACGUCCUCCGCCGCCUCGAGUCGCCGCGUCGCCUCGCCGCAUCCCGUUCCGUCUGCAAGGCGUGGCGGGACAUCAUUGACGCCUACCGCCUGCUGCGCACCGACCUCCUUCCCCUCUCACUGGGAGGUAUCUUCACCUACAUCCAUGGCACAGACCUCCCCAAGUACUUCUCGCCGGUCUCAUCCGAAACCAUCGCCCCGUUUGACUACUUGGGCACCCACGACGUCGAAAGCCUGACGAUCAUGCAACACUGCAAUGGCCUACUCCUGCUUGGCGAGGAAGAGGUGAGGGUGCUUAACCCCGCAACUCGCCAAUGGGUGUGCUUGCCUUCUCCUCCACCCAUGUUCACGCCAUGCAUGGAAGACGCCCAUGAAAUCAUAAGCUCUUGCACGACGGAUCAUGAUAUGUACCUUGUAUUUGACCCUAUGAUGUCGUCGGAAUUUAAGAUCUUCUUAAUCAAGUAUGUUCCCAACCAUCCCUCCCCCGAUUGCAAUCAAUUGGCUAAACCGGAAGUACACGCACGAGAAUGGCCACCGUCCACAUUCGUUUUUCUUGUCUUCUCAUCGGAGACAAUGGAGUGGGAGGAGAAACCGUUCAUUCGAGAAGGGGAUGCCGCUGGGACAGUUGGCCAUAUGUUCCAAGUUGAUACACCCCGCCACUGCUAUGCAACAUAUUGGAGAGGAGCACUUUAUGUGCACCAACAUGAUUUUCUUAUGAGAAUAACAUUGGCAGGUUCUAAGUACCAAGUAAUUAAGCUGCCAACAGGUCUUCAUGAGAUAGAAUAUGAUUACAGUUAUGUAGGAAAAUCAGAAAAAGGGGUAUAUUAUACAUCACUUUAUGGAUACGAUGGAUUACGGUAUGGAUAUAAUGGCUACGGACUUCGGGUUUGGUUCCUCGACGAAUCAAGAGGUCACAUGAAGUGGGAUUUGAAAUGUGAAGUCAACCUUAAGCCUUUGCUGGCCAAUUUCCCAUGGAAAUGCAAUGAUAAGCCAUGGGCCUUACGACAUGGUAACGAUGAUCACAGUUACCUGAGCAGAGUACUAAUGGAAGAGAAUUUCGAUUGGGGUUUCGACUACUAUAACCCCCAUGAACCUGUAUAUAUCCCCCGUAGAUAUGCUAUUUCACUACUCGGCUUCCAUCCAAACAAAGAAGUUGUCUUUUUUCACACACCCUCCAAAAGAGUAGUGGCAUAUCAUUUUGAUAGUUCCAAGAUUGAAGACUUGGGGUUCUUACCCACAGAACAUCCUGGCGAUGUAUACAUAUCUUUUCCAUACAUGCCAUGUCGUACUGGAGAUUUAUCGGACAACUAGGUUAGAAAGGUUGUGAGGAUGUGUAGUUAAUUAGCACAUGUUUCUUAUGUGCAUAUAAUUUGUACUAGCAAUCAUCCUUGUCCAAGGUAUGUUUUGUGCGUAUACCAUUCUUGAUUUGAUGGAAA